This is a messenger RNA of Pistacia vera, 2665 nucleotides long. RefSeq names its product dynamin-related protein 5A. The transcript is spliced from 9 exons. NCBI's taxonomy places the organism in Eukaryota, Viridiplantae, Streptophyta, Magnoliopsida, Sapindales, Anacardiaceae. Gene Ontology annotation, molecular function: GTP binding; GTPase activity; microtubule binding. Bases 42 to 2513 code for a protein of 823 amino acids. The record is from RefSeq and is a predicted model, not a curated record. Gene Ontology annotation, cellular component: microtubule; cytoplasm; membrane.
CCGUUGCCUGUGUCUCAGCCAGUAAACUUUUUUUCUCUUCAAUGGCGACUCCAAAUCCUUAUCUCAACACGCCAACAAAAACCCCAUCAGAAAAAUCCUCUUCAAAGCAUCAACAUAACUCUUCGGAGUCGGCUUCCGCUCGCUCCUCUCGAUUCGAGGCCUACAACCGCCUGCAGGCCGCGGCGGUAGCUUUCGGAGAGAAGCUUCCGAUCCCGGAAAUCGUUGCCUUGGGAGGUCAGUCUGAUGGAAAGAGUUCUCUCCUUGAAGCCCUCCUUGGAUUCCGGUUCAAUGUGCGUGAAGUCGAGAUGGGUACUCGACGACCUCUUAUUUUACAAAUGGUUCACGACCCGACUGCUGUCGACCCACGUUGCCGGUUCCAGGAAGAAGAUUCUGAAGAAUAUGGAAGUCCAGUUGUUUUGGCAUCUGCAAUUGCGGAUAUUAUAAAAUCAAGAACUGAGGCACUUUUGAAAAAGACUAAAACUUCAGUUUCUUCCAAGCCAAUUGUAAUGAGAGCUGAAUAUGCGCAUUGUCCUAAUAUCACAAUAAUUGAUACUCCAGGCUUUGUUCUCAAGGCAAAGAAGGGAGAGCCGGAGAACACGCCUGAUGAAAUUCUUUCAAUGGUAAAGUCACUUGCUAGUCCUCCCCAUCGGAUUCUCUUGUUUCUUCAGCAGAGUAGUGUGGAAUGGUGUUCAUCAUUGUGGUUGGAUGCCGUUCGUGAAAUUGAUCCAACCUUCAGAAGGACAGUAAUUGUUGUCUCCAAGUUUGAUAAUCGGCUCAAGGAGUUUGGUGAUAGGUGGGAAGUAGAUCGGUAUUUGAGUGCUAGUGGAUACCUUGGGGAGAAUACUCGCCCAUUUUUUGUGGCCUUGCCAAAGGACCGGAGCACUAUUUCAAAUGAUGAAUUUCGCAGGCAAAUUUCUCAGGUGGAUUCAGACGUUCAGCGUCAUCUACGUGAAGGAAUUAAGGGAGGAUAUGACGAAGAGAAGUUCAAGUCCAAUAUCGGUUUUGGAUGUCUGAGGGACUUUUUGGAGUCCGAGCUUCAGAAGAGAUACAAAGAAGCUGCUCCAGCAACUCUGGCUUUGCUUGAGCAACGCUGCACUGAAGUUACCACUGAGCUGGCCAGAAUGGACUCUAAAAUACAGGCUACUUCGGACGUUGCUCAUCUCCGUAGAUAUGCCAUGUUGCAUGCAGCUUCGAUCAGCAAUCACGUGGGAACUUUAAUUGAUGGAGCAGCAGAUCCUGCACCAGAGCAGUGGGGGGAAACUACGGCAGAGGAACAGUCAGAGAGUGGUAUUGGAAGUUGGCCUGGUGUUAUUGUGGAUGUAAAACCUCCUAAUGCCACUCUUCGGCUCUAUGGAGGAGCUGCUUUUGAAAGGGUGAUUCAUGAAUUUCGUUGUGCUGCAUAUUCCAUUGAGUGCCCCCCAGUAUCAAGGGAGAAGGUGGCAAAUAUAUUACUUGCCCAUGCUGGCCGCGGUGGGAGUAGAGGAAUAACAGAGGCUGCUGCAGAGAUUGCACGUGCGGCUGCACGGUCAUGGUUUUCUCCUCUUCUUGACACUGCUUGUGAUCGGCUUGCCUUUGUCCUAGGAAACCUCUUUGAUCUUGCCCUUGAGAGAAAUCGCAGCCAAGAUUCUGAAUAUGGAAGAAAAUCUGGAAACAUGGAUGGAUAUGUUAGUUUUCAUGCAGCUUUGAGACAUGCUUACAGUCGGUUUGUGAAGGACCUAGCCAAGCAGUGCAAGAAACUAGUUCGACAUCACCUGGAUUCAGUCACCAGUCCAUAUUCUCUGGUUUGUUACGAGAAUGAAUGUCAAGGAGGCUUUGGCAGUGGCAUUUCUAACUAUAAAUUCAAUCAAGCUUCAGCUGGUUCAUUUUGUUUUGAAUUAUCUGAUGGUGGGGCCGCAUCCCGUGAUGAAACAAUGAGAGAUCAGGAGAACAUAGCUCCACAGAAGAACACACAGCAAACAACUCCAGGAAAAGGUGAAGACGGCAGAGAAGCUCUACGAGAAUGCCAAAUGACUGUGCCUGAGACCCCAUCUCCUGACCAGCCAUGUGAUUUAGUCUAUGCAGCCAAGAAGGAGCCUGGGAACUUCAUAGAAGUUGGACCUCGAAAACGAAUUUCAAGGAUUACAGGCAAUAGAAAUGGUGAACAUUUAAGAGUUCAAAAUGGUGGUGGUCUUCUAUUUGGAAAUGGUGACAGAGACAGUGGUUCAAGGUCAAACUCAGCUUUCUCAGAAAUCUGUUUAUCAGCUGCACAACAUUUUGCUCGGAUACGCGAAGUUCUUGUCGAGCGAAGUGUUACAUCAACUUUAAACUCUGGAUUUUUAACCCCUUGCCGAGACCGGCUUGUGGUGGCAAUUGGAUUGGAUUUGUUUGCUGUGAAUGAUGAAAAAUUUAUGGACAUGUUUGUUGCACCUGGUGCCAUGGAAGUGUUAGAAAAUGAGAGAGAGUCUCUGGAAAAACGUCAGAAAAUUCUCCAAUCUUGCUUAAACGAGUUCAAGAAUGUUGCUCGGUCACUUUGAUGAUGGCAACUCGCAACUCCAGUUCCCUGUUGAUACCAAGGUUUCACAUCUAGUGAAUAUGCAAAGUUCUGUUUUCCAUUUUUUUAUAAACUCAAGUUACUGUAUUACACUAUUGUGACCUGUCAAUUUGAUCUCAAUCUUUCAAGGUUUUU